Molecule: messenger RNA, 2055 nt
Organism: Baudoinia panamericana UAMH 10762
Lineage: Eukaryota; Fungi; Ascomycota; Dothideomycetes; Mycosphaerellales; Teratosphaeriaceae
Product: glycoside hydrolase family 64 protein
Exons: 3
Coding region: 343-1698 (451 amino acids)
Source: RefSeq, a predicted model, not a curated record
GUCUUGACGACGGAGGCUCUCCACUCACUGUGAUGAAACAUCGGCAUCGUCUCCACUUGCAGUCCCUGAGACUCGUCUAUGGCAUUCUUGUCUCAUGCAUCAAGGUCACCAUGAGGCCCAAAUACAGGGCGCUCAGACGCUGUAUAAGGAGCCCUCCCUGUACAUUCCGCCGCAGCAUCAACAUACUCUCACGCUUUUCAGGUUUUGUCUGUCCCUACUGAUUGCUGCGCGAUCCACUCUCUUUGUGUUUUCAUUGACCCGAGUCGCUCAUUUCGUUGCAGCACUGUCUCUACCAUCAUCCCACUAUAGGCGUUCACUGGAUAUUCCUCGUCAACGAACAAAAUGCGCGGCUUUAUCCGACUAGCUGCGCUCUUCGCUCUCACCCUUACAACCGGAUCGCUGGCCGCUCCGGUGGUAAAGGUGCACCCAGGCGGCGUUCAUGAUAUUGUGAUCACAAGCAAUAACACUGUUAACGCAACAAAGCCAGCACCUGCGACGUCUUCGACAGGCCCGAGUCGCAUCAAGGCAGUUCGAGACGUCUCUACGAACGGACAGCUACCACUUGCUCUCAUUAACAACCUUGACGGAAGCGUCAACGCCUAUGUCACCGGUCUCAGCAGUAAUAACGAGCUCGUGAUGCUUCAGCCUAACGGGCAGUGGUACUACCCAACUGCGGAUCCCAGCCAAGGCACGCCGCAACCGAUCAAUGCGAACAUAGCGAUUCCACUUGGGCCGCAGGGAAGCACCACAAACGUGAUCCUGCCUGACUAUAUAAGCGCUGCAAGAGUCUGGUUUGCCGUCGGCGAACUGCAGUUUUUCACCGUCUACUCCGGCGCGUCGAACGGACCAUCUCUUGUCGAGCCGUCCGCCGUUAACCCCUCCGAUCCUAGCGCAGCGGUGAAUUGGGGCUUUGUUGAGCUUACCAAUACGGAAGAGGGUGGCCUCUAUGCGAACAUCUCUUAUGUCGACUUUGUCGGCCUAGUGCUUGGGAUGUCACUUCUGUCCGAAGAUGGCAGCACUCAGACUGCUCUAGGGUUACAAUCAGAUGCUGUCUCGGUAAUCUGCGCGGCUCUUGCGGCACAGACGGCGCAAGACGGCCAAGCUUGGGACGACCUAUGCCAGGUUGACGAGAACGACAACCCGCUCCGCGUCAUCGCUCCAGGCGAUUUCCUAUCCACGAAUCCAACUGCUUUCAAUGAGUACUUCAGCGAAUACAUCGACGCUGUUUGGGCGCAGUACGAAAACAGCCCGUUGACGAUCGACACGCAAGCCGCGGCAGGAGAGGUUCAAUGCACGGUGCAGAACGACCUCCUGACUUGCGCUGGGGACAACAGAGGCUAUGCUAAGCCUACUGCCAGUGAUAUCUUCGGCUGUAAUUCCGGACCCUUCGCGAUCUUGGAUGGCGACAACGCUGUACAUUAUGCAGUCGUCCCUCGCCUCUGCGCCGCCUUCGAUAGAUCUACCUUGACUUUGGAAGGUGGUAGUGUUCAACCUGGUCUAUCAUCGGCAGACUACUACCAAGGCACACCUACGAACCACUACUCUCAUCACGUCCACAUGCAUUCUAUUGAUGGGAAAGGCUAUGCUUUUGCCUACGACGACGUGAACCCGAGUGACGACGUGAACCAGAGCGGUGUCGUCGCUGAUGCGAGCCCGCAGGUGCUCACGGUUACCGUUGGCGGACCAAGCACAAGCUAAGCGUACAUUCUGUGGCGCCGCUGUUUUCACUGUCGACGAUGGCUGGCAGCGUCUUGAAGUCGCGUGGGCAACGGACGGUAUGACAGCGAGCAUUGCGCUUGCGGUGUAGGAGGACAAUCGACGUAGCGUCGUUGGAAGAUGACGGCCCAAGGUCAACGUUGAGGAUCAAGGCGUGUUCAAGUGGUCAUAGUCUUCCGCUCCAACAUAGAUUCGCGCAACUGAGACCACGCAAGCUUACGCUGACUUUUGCUCCUUGUCCGGGUUUCCGAAACUAUCAAGGCUCGGGCAUGAGACCCUCUUUUUCUCCCAAAGGGGAAGUAGCAGGCUUCCGGAAAAUUAUGCCGCCGAGCAUCGAAC